GGCUGCAGCGGGCGAGCCACUAUAGCAGGGACAGCCUCACACACAGAGAGCGUAGCAUGAAGAUUGAGCUUGUGUGCGUGUGAGUUUGGAGGCCAUGCACGUGUACGACAUCGAGCGGCCGAGGCGAAAGCAGACCGAGCCUUUGAUUAAUAUGAAUGUGAUUGAGUGGCUUAAUCAAUGCGGCUGGGAUAGCGGUUGACGAACCAUCAACGAGCGUUGUACAAAUAGGAUGAUCGACCAGUUUGGUUGGUAAUUCUCUCUCACGGCAGCCAGUCAAGACGUUUGUCAGCAAGAGUCUUCUGGGACCACUGCAGAGAGCAAGCCGACUCUGUAUCCAACUCCAGCCACUUGCACUUGUCUCUGUGCAAAGGGCCAUGUCUGCAUCUGCUUCUGAGGGUGGGUCGUAUGACUAUGACCUCGUUGUUGUGGGCGGAGGGUCCGGAGGGCUCUCGUGCGCGCGGCAGGCGGCCAAGCUCGGAGCCAAGGUGGCGAUUCUGGACUUUGUCAAGCCGUCGCCGCAGGGCACGGCGUGGGGCCUGGGCGGGACGUGCGUGAACGUGGGGUGCAUUCCGAAGAAGCUCAUGCACACUGCGGCGCUGCUGAAGGGAGCAGCCGACGAUGCCAAGGCGUACGGGUGGUCUGUGCCUGACGGGCUUGAGCACUCGUGGGACACGCUUGUGGACGCGGUCGGCUCGCACAUCGGCUCGCUCAACUGGGGCUACCGGACGGCGCUCCGCGACGAGGGCAUCGAUUACAAGAACGAGCUCGGGUCGAUUGUGGACGCGCACACGGUCAAGGGCGUGUCGCGGAAGAAGGUGGAGACGCUGUACUCUGCCAAGUACAUUGUGAUUGCGGUGGGCGGGCGGCCGUACGUGCCUGAGGACGUGCCCGGCGCGCUGGAGCACGCCAUCACGUCUGACGACAUCUUCUGGCGGUUCGACCCGCCGGGCAAGACGCUCUGCGUGGGCGCGUCGUACGUGGCGCUCGAGAUCGCGGGCUUCCUCACCGGGCUCGGGUACGACACGACGGUGGCGGUGCGGUCGAUCCUGCUCCGCGGCUUUGACCAGGGCAUGGCCGAGAAGGUCGGCAAGUACAUGGAGCACGAGGGGACGACGUUCAAGCGGCCGGUGGUUGUUGACUCGAUUGCCAAGGACGAGGCGAGCGGCAAGCUCAAGGUUGUGCUCAAGUCGCGGACGGACGGGACGACCGAGGAGGAGGAGUACGACACGGUCCUGUUUGCGACCGGCCGCAAGGCUGACACGGCGAACCUCGGGCUGGAGAACGUCGGCAUUGUGCCCGACGCCAAGACCGGGAAGAUUGCGGUGGACGAGGCCGAGGCGACGUGCGUCGACUCGAUCUUUGCGCUCGGCGACGUCAUCGACCAGCUCGAGCUGACGCCGGUGGCUAUUGCCGCCGGCCGGCUGCUCGCCUCGCGGCUGUUUGACGGCAAGACGACGCUGAUGAACUACACCAACAUCCCGACUGCGGUCUUUACUCCGCUCGAGUACGGCGCCGUCGGCCUCUCGGAGGAGGACGCGGCCGCCGAGUACGGCAUCGACAACAUCGAGGUCUUCCACACCUAUCCGCAGGUUCUCGAGCACACCGUUCCGCACCGCGAGGAGAACCAGGUCUACGCCAAGCUCAUUGUGCGCAAGGCCGACGACGUGGUGAUCGGCGUCCAUUACGCCGGCCCCAACGCUGGCGAGGUCAUCCAGGGUCUCGGCAUCGCCGUCAUGGCCGGCGCCACUAAGGCUAUGUUUGAUGCCACCGUCGGCAUCCACCCGACCAUCGCCGAAGAGUUUACCUCGAUGGAGAUCACGCGAGCGUCUGGCAAGUCGGCGCUCCGCACAGGCUGCUGAGGUUAAGGGGGUUGCGUUCUGCAACCCCCGGCCGUCACAGGCCCUCCCACCGGCAACACGCACGGCCGAGCUAGCUUAUUAGCUCGUCCGUGUGCCAGAGACUCGCACCCCGGCCUCCUCCCCUUGACGCGCUCAUGACGAGCCGUGCCCUCAACCGAGCUUUUUCCCUCGGCGAGCACGCGCUCCGAGCUCACUACAGCCCCACACACCCACGCUUACUCCGGUCGACUGACCGCAGCGCGGGGGGCUGUCUGCGCCCAAGGCGAGGACCGGGCCUCGACCUCGCAUGUUGAGCCGCCUGGAGGGUCGUCCUUUCGGCCGACCCCAACCUCAUCACUCACAGAUUCCCCUCUUUUUGAAUGAAGGCAUACCAGCUGUGCA
Thecamonas trahens ATCC 50062 is the source of this 2240-nucleotide messenger RNA. Its product is annotated as NADPH-dependent thioredoxin reductase 1. NCBI's taxonomy places the organism in Eukaryota, Apusomonadida, Apusomonadidae. Gene Ontology annotation, molecular function: flavin adenine dinucleotide binding; thioredoxin-disulfide reductase (NADPH) activity; glutathione-disulfide reductase (NADPH) activity. Bases 375 to 1859 code for a protein of 494 amino acids. Gene Ontology annotation, cellular component: cytosol; mitochondrion. The record is from RefSeq and is a predicted model, not a curated record. The transcript has 2 exons. Gene Ontology annotation, biological process: cellular response to oxidative stress; glutathione metabolic process; cell redox homeostasis.